Calypte anna (Anna's hummingbird) is the source of this 5200-nucleotide messenger RNA. It is a transcript of the gene ABCC2, whose product is annotated as ATP binding cassette subfamily C member 2. Gene Ontology annotation, cellular component: apical plasma membrane. NCBI's taxonomy places the organism in Eukaryota, Metazoa, Chordata, Aves, Apodiformes, Trochilidae. Gene Ontology annotation, molecular function: ATP hydrolysis activity; ABC-type transporter activity; ATP binding. Gene Ontology annotation, biological process: transmembrane transport. The record is from RefSeq and is a predicted model, not a curated record.
GAGCGUGUGCAGGGACUUUUGUCCCAAGCAUCCACCCAAGACUCUCACAGCUGAGCACAGCAAGGGGAAGGAGCUGCUGUCUCCUCUGGCCUGAGCCAUGUCAGCAGCCCUAGAUGAGUUCUGUGGCUCCGUCUUCUGGAAUGACUCCUACCUUGCUCGUCCGGAUGCUGACCUGCCAGUGUGCUUCCAGCAGACUGUGCUGGUCUGGGUCCCUCUUGGCUUCUUCUGGAUUUUGGCUCCAUGGCAGCUUCUGCCCAUGUGUAAAUCCAGAGCUGAGAAAUCAUCUGUGACCAAACUCUACAUUAUCAAGCAGGUGCUGGCCACCUUGCUGAUGCUGACAGCAGUGGCGGAGUUGGCCCUGACAUUUGUAGAGGACACAGAUCAGGACUCACUGCCAGCUGUACAGUACACAAACCCCAGUCUGUACAUCGCCACCUGGCUCAUGGUCCUGCUGAUCCACUAUGCACGACGCUUCUGCCUGCGCAGAGACUCGGGGAUACUUUUCUGCUUCUGGACAUUGUCCCUGCUCUGUGGGAUAUUGCCGUUCCAGUCACUCCUCCGGAGAGCCCUUCAGGAACCAAUCUCUGAUCUGCCACGUUUUGUCCUUUUCUACAUCUCCUAUGGGCUCCAGCUGCUGCUCUUCCUUGUCUCAGGCUUCUCAGACAUCGCCCCAGAAACAAAAGAAAUCACAGAGAAGAACCCAGAGAUGACAGCCUCAUUCCUGAGCUCCAUCACAUUUGAAUGGUACACCAGCUUGGUUUUCAAGGGCUAUCGCAAGCCCUUGGAGAUAGAGGAUAUAUGGGUUGAAAGCGAAGACAAGACUCAGGCUAUUUACACUGAAAUGGAGAAGAACAUGAAAACUGCAGUGAGGAAGGCUCAAGCAGAACUGGAGAAACAGAAAAGGAAGAAAAUACACCAGGAAGGUGACCUAGACCAUGGAACAACAUAAGCAAAGGCCCAGAGCCAAGACAUCCUGGUGAUGGAGGAGAAGCAACCAAAGAGGAAGAAGGGGAACAAAGAAGAGUCUGGCUCUAGCAAGGAUUUCCCCAGGGGUUGGUUGGUGAAAACCCUAUGCAAGACCUUCUGGAAGAACGUUCUGCUGUCGGUGGCUUUCAAAGUGGUUCAUGAUGCACUUGUGUUUGUCAGUCCCCAGCUGCUGAAGCUGCUGAUUGCCUUUGUGUCAGAUGAGGAGUCCUUUGCCUGGCAAGGCUAUCUGUAUGCCAUCCUGCUCUUCCUGACAGCACUGAUUCAGUCUCUCUGCCUGCAGCAGUACUUUAGCUUGUGCUUCCAGCUCGGCAUAGCCGUGCGUGCCAGUCUCGUUGCUGCCAUCUACAAGAAGGCACUCACCAUGUCUAGUGCCACCCACAAGGAGUCCACAGUGGGAGAGACUGUGAAUCUGAUGUCUGCUGAUGCGCAGAGGUUCAUGGAUGUGGCCAACUUCAUUCACCAGCUGUGGUCAUCCCCCCUGCAAAUUAUCCUGUCCACUGUCUUCCUCUGGGUAGAGCUCGGCCCCUCUGUCCUGGCUGGCAUUGCACUCUUGGUGCUACUCAUCCCAAUAAAUGCAUUUCUGGUUGCCAAGGCCAAAAACAUCCAGGUGAGGAACAUGAAGAACAAAGAUGAACGCAUGAAAAUAAUGAGUGAAAUCCUCAGCGGAAUCAAGAUCCUGAAACUUUUUGCCUGGGAGCCUUCAUUUGAGAAGCAGAUCACCGAGAUCCGGGAACGUGAGCUCAAGGACUUGUUGAACUUCAGUUACCUGCAGUCAGUCUCAGUCUUUGUGUUCACGUGCGCUCCCUUCCUGGUCUCCUUGGCCAGCUUUGCUGUCUAUGUGCUGGUGGAUGAGAACAACGUUCUGGAUGCACAGAAGGCCUUUACUGCCAUCUCCCUUUUCAAUGUGCUGCGCUUCCCUAUGGCUAUGCUGCCCUUGGUCCUCUCUUCUGUGGUGCAGACCAGAGUGUCAACUGUGAGGCUGGAGCGCUACCUGGGUGGAGAAGACCUGGACACCUCAGCUAUCCACCACAACCCUAUUGCAGGCAGUGCUGUGCGUUUCUCAGAUGCCACCUUCUCCUGGGAGCAGGACGGCAAUGCUGCGAUAAGAGAUGUCACACUGGACAUCCCGACUGGGAGCCUGGUGGCUGUGGUGGGGGCUGUGGGCUCAGGAAAAUCUUCACUGGUGUCAGCCAUGCUUGGGGAGAUGGAGAAUAUCAAGGGACACAUCAACAUCCAGGGCUCGCUGGCCUAUGUCCCGCAGGCCUGGAUCCAGAAUGCCACACUGAAAGACAACAUACUUUUUGGGUCAGAACUGGAUGAAGCCAGGUAUCAGCAGGUUAUCAAGGCCUGUGCCCUUCUUCCAGAUCUGGAACUGCUACCUGCAGGUGACCAGACAGAGAUUGGAGAGAAGGGGAUUAACCUGAGUGGGGGCCAGAAGCAGCGAGUCAGCCUAGCCCGAGCAGUGUACAGCAACGCAGACAUUUAUGUCCUGGAUGAUCCAUUGUCUGCUGUGGAUGCUCACGUUGGCAAGUACCUCUUCGAGCAUGUGCUGGGGCCAAAAGGGCUGCUGCAAAAGAAGACACGGAUCUUGGUGACCCACAGUAUCAGUUUCCUGCCCCAGGUCGAUAACAUCGUGGUGCUGGUUGCAGGAGCAGUGUCUGAGCAUGGCUCCUACAGCACCCUGCUUGCAAACAGGGGGGCCUUUGCCCAGUUCCUGAACUUGUAUGGCAACCAGAAGGAGGAUGCUUCAAAGGAAAAUACCACAGCUGUUGCUUUAGCUGAGGAUGAAGAGCAGGGUGAUGAAGAUGUUGAGCCUUCUGGGGAGGAGGGUCCUGAUGAUGUGGUGACCAUGACUCUAAAGCGAGAGGCCAGCAUCCAGCAGAGAGAGUUCAGUCGCAGACUCAGUAAAAGCAGAAACAAUUCCUGGAAGAAGGCCCAGGAUGAGCCCCCCAAGAAGGUGAAGGGCCAGCAACUGAUCGAGAAGGAGGCUAUGGAAACCGGCAAGGUGAAGUUGUCCAUGUACCUGAGGUACCUGCGUGCUGUUGGCUUGUGGUAUUCUUUCUGGAUUGCUAUGGGCUACGUUGGACAGUACGUGGCUGUUGUGGGGACCAACCUGUGGCUCAGUGCCUGGACUGAUGAUGCUCAGCACUACCUGAACCAGACCUACCCUGCAGAGCAGCGAGACCUGCGCAUUGGCGUCUUUGGGGUGCUGGGGAUGUCACAAGCUCUCUUCCUGCUCUUUGCAACCCUUCUCUCUUCUCGUGGUGCCAUGCGGGCCUCUCGGGUUAUGCAUCACCAACUGCUCAGCAACAUCAUGCGUGUGCCCAUGAGCUUUUUUUGACACAACCCAACUGGCCGCAUUGUGAACAGGUUUGCCAAGGACAUCUUCACGAUAGAUGAGACCAUUCCCAUGUCCUUCCGCAGCUGGCUCACCUGUUUCAUGGCCAUCAUCAGCACAUUGCUUAUGAUCUCCCUGGCAACCCCAUUCUUUGUUCUCAUUAUCAUUCCCUUGAGCAUUUUCUACUAUUUUGUGCUGCGCUUCUAUAUUUCCACAUCACGCCAGCUACGGCGUCUGGACUCAGUAAGUAGGUCUCCCAUCUACUCCCACUUUGGUGAGACAGUGUCAGGACUUUCUGUGAUCCGGGCCUUUGGACACCAAGAACGAUUCCUGCAGCAAAAUGAGAGGACCAUGGAUAUCAAUCAGAAAAGUGUUUACUCCUGGAUAGUCUCAAAUAGGUGGCUGGCCAUCCGUCUGGAGUUUGUUGGGAGCCUGGUGGUCUUCUUCUCUGCGCUUCUAGCUGUGAUUUCAAAGGGCACUUUGGAGGGCGGCAUCGUGGGCCUUUCUGUCUCCUCUGCCCUCAACAUAACCCAGACACUGAACUGGCUGGUGCGGACAUCUUCAGAGCUGGAGACAAACAUUGUGGCUGUGGAGAGGGUACAUGAGUACACAAAAGUGAAGAACGAGGCUCCAUGGGUGACAGAAAAACGUCCACCCCCUGGCUGGCCAAGCAAAGGUGAGAUCCAGUUUGUUGACUACAAAGUUCGUUACCGACCUGAACUGGAACUGAUUCUUCAGGGGAUCACCUGCAAUAUUGGGAGCACUGAGAAGGUUGGGGUUGUGGGCCGUACUGGGGCUGGAAAAUCCUCCCUUACCAACUGCCUCUUCCGGGUGCUGGAGGCUGCUGGAGGGAAGAUCAUCAUUGACGAGGUGGAUAUAGCAACAAUUGGCCUCCAUGACCUGCGCCAGAACCUCACCAUCAUCCCUCAGGACCCUGUGCUCUUCACUGGAACCCUGAGGAUGAACCUGGACCCCUUUAACCAGUACACAGACGAGGAGGUCUGGAAGGCCCUUGAGCUGGCCCACCUGAAGACAUAUGUGCAAGCCCUUCCUGAGGGGCUGCUGCAUCUUGUGAGCGAGGGAGGGGAGAAUAUGAGUGUUGGGCAGCGGCAGCUUGUGUGCCUGGCUCGGGCCCUUCUCCGCAAAGCCAAGAUCCUCAUCCUUGAUGAAGCAACAGCAGCUGUAGAUCUGGAAACUGAUCAUUUAAUCCAGACAACAAUCCGGAGUGAGUUUGCUUCCUGCACUGUCCUUACCAUUGCCCACCGCCUCCACACCAUCAUGGACAGCAACAGGGUGAUGGUGCUGCACGCCGGGAGGAUUGUGGAAUACGACAGCCCUGAGGAGCUGCUCAAGAAGCAGGGAAUCUUCUCUGUGAUGGCAAAGGAUGCUGGCAUUGUGAAUUCAGAGACCACCGCACUGUAGGGGAAGUGGAGCAGUGUGUGGCUCUGUGUGUGGGCAGCUGCUCCCUCCUGCUGGUGCUCACCACACAGGCACUGCCCAGGAGUUCAUCUCUGCAGCUGUGAAAACUGAGAGGGUUGCUUUUGUGGCUGUCAGGGAAAGGAUCUGGAGUUGAGAGAGCUGUUAACCUCGGUACCACACCCUGCCUGGUAGGCACAAGUGGGUCUGGAGUAGCGUAAUUUAUUCCAGUACAGAGAAAAUUUAUCUGUCAGGGAGACCAUGGCCUAGAACAUUCAGAUUUCUGUAUUUCACCACGGCAGGAAAACCUAGCUGAGAGAUGCUGAAGCACUGUGGAAUGAAAUUUAGUUUAAUCUAAGAUGAAAUGUUAUAAUUUAUUUACUUUUUGUAACUGUUUCUAAUCUUCCAACUAAAAGUUUGACUUCAAGGCAUAUUAAAUAAAUAUCAUCUCAUUGUUAA